Messenger RNA from Hymenoscyphus albidus, 725 nucleotides. The record is from the annotation of a GenBank genome assembly. Lineage: Eukaryota; Fungi; Ascomycota; Leotiomycetes; Helotiales; Helotiaceae.
AUGGCACCAGUGUUAAUCUCAGCGGCGGUUGAAAUCGCAGCAUCGCCAGAUGUAGUACGUGUUAAGGUCUGUCCUUUCACAUCUAGUACUGUAAACAGCCACCAGAUAUACACCAAACUAACAGAAUUCUCUUUAUAGUUCCUUGACUUUUCUACAAUCCAUCUUUAUCAUCAUCCACCGGGCCUCAUGAAAUCCCUCACACCACUUGGCGGGGCCCAAGGGAAGACUGGCAUGGAGCUGCAAGAAGGCGACUGGGUGAAAAUCGUUGCAGGGAAUAAUGUCGUAACGCCUAUGAUCCUAGUAAGUAUUAUUUUGUGCAUACCUCAGCUUUACUAACCUAGUAUCACACCCGACGAUCACUAACUCAGGCUCAUACCUUCUCUUAAGAAUACUGAUAUAAUAUGUUAAUUACUAAUGUUGCUAAUGAACAUAGGCUAAUGACGAGACAAAGUUCGUAUGGCGAAAAUUCCUUACCAUUCGCCAGGUUCAGUCUUAUAGAUGGCACUCACACCUUCCAUUUUACCCCCGCCGCUUCCUCUAUACUCAAGUCACCAAGGACCUAUUUUGUGCAGGAAGAAACAGUAGUCGGCUUAUUUGCUUGGGUAUGUCGCUUCGCCGUUGUGCAGAAUAUGAUGCGGAAGGAGUUUGAGGUGUUGAAUCCGAACUUGAAGCUUUGGGUAGAGAGUAGAACUACCGGUAGUACGCAGGGCUUAACAAGUUCCUAA